GUUCUAUUUGUUGACCCAAAAGAACCGCCACAAUUGGUUGUGUCCGAGCGUCCCACCUCUGUGUCCCGCGGGAGAGACACUAAACUAAAGACUCGUCUAAGUUGGGUGAUGGUCAGACAGACUCUGGCAGAGAUAUUGUGAGGAUGGAAGCAGGACGCCUCUGUAUUGAGCGAGCAGUGGCUCGUUUCAUCAUCAUGGCAAACACCUCGGCUCUGAGUCUGAACUCCAGCGUCACUGGGUGGCGUCGUCCGCUGUGGUACCAGUAUGAAGUGUGUGCAGAAGCUCCUCAUUGGUUCAUCUUCUACUUUGGAGUCAAAGUAUUGAACCUGGUUGCAGGCGUUCCCCUGAACGCACUGGUGUUGUGGCAGAUUCUGAGGAAGAAGAGCGAAGGCUCAACAUCCGAUGUCUUCAUUUUUAACCUCUCUAUCCUGGAUGCCUAUUUCGGCCUCAUGACGCCGGUGGAUAUGGUCAACCGGCUGUACUUCAACAACGCGUCCGUCUGGUACAUCGCUGUGGUCCAUCCCAUCCUCUUCACCGGGACCCGUGACACUCGCAUCCGGAUCGGCGUCUCGGUGCUGGUGUGGGGACUCAUCCUAACCUACUCUCUGACCAAAUGCAUCUUAGGCAUCCUGAGCGUGAGCGAGGUCUUCAGCGGCAUCAUCCUCUCGGCCUUCUUCAUCAUGGUGUUCUGCAACCUCUCCAUCAUCUGGUGUUGUUCUCAGGAAGAUCUUUGUAUUAUUCUGAAUACAACACAAGAACACAUGUCUUCAAGAGAGCAACAAACACCAAAUGAAGAAACAACCCUUUCCUUCACCAUAUUUUAA
Messenger RNA from Sinocyclocheilus anshuiensis, 824 nucleotides. RefSeq lists its product as uncharacterized. The transcript has 4 exons. The record is from RefSeq and is a predicted model, not a curated record. The coding region runs from base 144 to 824 and encodes 226 amino acids. Gene Ontology annotation, molecular function: G protein-coupled receptor activity. Gene Ontology annotation, cellular component: plasma membrane. Gene Ontology annotation, biological process: positive regulation of Rho protein signal transduction; phospholipase C-activating G protein-coupled receptor signaling pathway. Lineage: Eukaryota; Metazoa; Chordata; Actinopteri; Cypriniformes; Cyprinidae.